AUGCAAUUCCGGUAUAAUUCUUCCUUUAUAGUCUUGCAGACGCAUCUCCUUGAGUUGGUCGGGCACCAACGUGAGACACGUGGCCAGGCCGUCGUCCUUGUCGUGUUGGUUUGUUGGAUUGAUCAUCAGCUGCACGGAAGGGUUAGACCGGCAAAAGCCACGACACGCAGGAGAAGUGCGAAGAGAAGGGCGACAACUACGAGUGGUGCGGCGCCACGCCGGAGCCGACGGUCACGCCGCAGCCCACUCCCGAGGCGCCCACGUUCGACCCGGCGGCCGUGACGUGUAGUAAUUACGCUACGUACGAGACGGACCCGAACCUGAAGGUCAUCUCCUGCAUCGGCGAGGACGCCUGCAAAGAUGAGGACAAAAGCCUCGACGUCGCGACGAGCAGCUCCAAGAUCGGCGUGCUGGUCAUUUGCGACGGGAAAGCCGCCUGCUCGGGCAACGUGAAGCACAAAAUGGACGCCGGGAAGGUGGUGCCCGUCGUCGUCCUUUGCUGCGGCGAGGACGCGUGCAAGGGCAGCAACUACAAGUUCGAGGUGAAGGACUGGGCGACGGGCGUGGCCGCGUACGCCCACUGCAAAGAGAAGAACGCGUGCACGGACGCGAAGUUCGAGGUCAAGGCGGGACACUCGCUCCACGUGAAAUGCGGGGGGCCGGCGUCGAAAAAGACCUGCGAGAACGCGAAGGUCGAGGUCAAAGGGAGCGGCGUCGCGACCUGCAGCGGCAACGGGUGCUCGAACCUCGCGAGUGGUUACCCCAAGCGCCGCCUCGACGCCGCCGCGCCCGCGGACACCGACUCGUAG
Pelagomonas calceolata is the source of this 809-nucleotide messenger RNA. NCBI's taxonomy places the organism in Eukaryota, Pelagophyceae, Pelagomonadales, Pelagomonadaceae. The record is from the annotation of a GenBank genome assembly.